GUGGUGGUAUGCAGUCCAGUUGUAGCCACGCAGCGUUACAAUGCCGGACACUGACGUUCUGUACGCUGAUGUCAAGUUCAAGAAGACAGGAAGAAAAGUCACUGAUGCUUCUUCACCAUCGCAUGACACCACUUAUUCUCAGGUCAGCAUUGUGAAAACUCAGCCUCCCACAGAACAGUCUGGUUCCCAACAACAACCAAAUGGAAGGUCAAAGGUCACUCCAGAGCGGGUGGCCUUGGUGGUUCUCAGUGUCCUCCUGAUCGCUACCAUCGCCGCUCUCAUUUUCAUCUCUGUAAGACAAAGUUUCAAACCACACUCAAGCGUUAAAAACACAAGAGCUCCAUGCCCAGACAAACCAAGUCCAGUUUGUGAUGAAGCAUGGGAACGUCAUGGGGAGAAGCAGUAUUAUUUCAGUACUUUCAAAUCAUCCUGGAACAUCAGUAGAAGGUUCUGCAAAGAGCUCGGUGCAGACCUGGUGAAGAUCGACAGUGAGGAGGAGCAGCGUUUUCUGUUGAAUAAAGUGAAAGACAUCAUGACUAAGGAUGAGGAUAAAUUCUGGAUCGGACUGACAGACUCAAAGACAGAAGGGACAUGGGUGUGGUUAGACGGCUCACCACUGGAUAAGAGUUUACAGUUUUGGUGGAAUGAUCAUACACCUAAAGAGCCGGACAACUGGCCAGGCGAAGAUCCAGAUGGAGAAGACUGUGUGAGGAUGGGGGAGAAAGGAUCGAAGGAAGUCACUAAUUUAAAUCGUUGGCUUGAUAAAUCCUGCAAAGUGGCUCAGAGAAGCAUCUGUGAAAAACCAGUAAAAAGACAUCAGCAAAUUAAAGCAGGCGUCAGUCCUGCAGCGUGGACACAGAACACAGUGAAGUCAUUAUAGACAAAAAUAAUGUACAGAUUAAGAAGCUGUUUAGCAGAAGUGACCACAUUCAUUAUGUCUUCAUAAAACAUUAGUCUGUAACAUCAGUCACUUUAGGUCAUUUUACAACACAUGAAGUAAUUCUAACUUCAUAUCCUCAAUUCUGAGAUAUAAAUUCAAUAUUUGAUCAUAAUAAGCCCAUUUUUUUCACUUUGUGCUCCAACAUAAUCUGUUAUAAACCAUCUGUCUAUAAUUCCAAAUACUAACUUCAGGUAUCCUGUUCUUAUGCUCAAUGGAAACUGUAUUUUAACUAAAUGGAUGAAAUAAUCUGGAUUAAACUAAAUCGAUGUCAUGUUGUUGAGCAGCAUCACAAUAUAUUUUACUCAUCUCAAGCAAUAGAUUUAUCAUUUUUACUUUUAGAUAUUUCAGUUGAGCAUAUACCUGUAUUUUUUAUAUAUAAGAUUUAAUUUUUUUUUUUUUUAAUCUAAAAAAUACAUAUAUAAAACUGUACUAUCGUUGUCUUUUUUAUGUCUCAAUUUCUGUUUUUCCAUUUGUUUGAUUUGGUGUUUAUGUUAUUUAAUUAAAAAAAAAAAAAAAAAAAAAGAAUAAGGUAUUGUGAAUGAAAUCUAAAAUGUAAAAAGUAUACAGUCGCUGCAUGUUUAACCAUAUUUUUAGCCAUAUUUGAGCUUGAGUUUCAUCAUCUGUUGAGGAUAUGCAGGACUUUUUCUAAAAAUAACAUAAUAAUAAUAAUAAUCAUCAUCAUCAUCGUCAUCAUCGUCAUCAUCAUUAUAGAAUGACACCACAAUGGAUGGACAAAUAACAACAAAUGUGCUUUAAGAGAAACAAACAGAGUUCGUACUUUCCUUUUGGAUAUGUGCAGUAUAUAUUUAGUGUACAUAUGUUUGUAUUUGUAUAUAGAGGAAUAGAACUUGAUAUAAAACCACCAUGGAAAUAGAACAAAUGAACCUGAUGAAUUUAUGUUUUUU
Messenger RNA from Sphaeramia orbicularis (orbiculate cardinalfish), 1845 nucleotides. RefSeq names its product hepatic lectin-like. The transcript has 7 exons. Lineage: Eukaryota; Metazoa; Chordata; Actinopteri; Kurtiformes; Apogonidae. The coding region runs from base 41 to 880 and encodes 279 amino acids. The record is from RefSeq and is a predicted model, not a curated record.